Octopus sinensis (East Asian common octopus) is the source of this 1037-nucleotide messenger RNA. RefSeq names its product kinesin-like protein KIN-14N. Gene Ontology annotation, biological process: microtubule-based movement. NCBI's taxonomy places the organism in Eukaryota, Metazoa, Mollusca, Cephalopoda, Octopoda, Octopodidae. Gene Ontology annotation, molecular function: ATP binding; microtubule binding; microtubule motor activity. The record is from RefSeq and is a predicted model, not a curated record.
AUGCUUGAUUUUAAAUUUGAUAAUGUUUUCCCACCAGAAACAAGUCAGGAGACGGUGUUUGAACAUGUGUCUGACAGUGUUCAGGUUUGUUUUGCUUAUCGACUGCAGAGUGCCCUCGACGGUUACAAUGUGUGCAUAUUUGCGUAUGGACAGACUGGUUAGACCUUCACUAUGGAAGGAGUCAAAGAUUCUCCCCGCCUGGCUGGACUGAUUCCACGCGCCUUUGAGUAUAUUUUUUCUGCGGUAGAAUGUUUGAGGAAGAAAGGAUGGGAGGUCAGUUUUAUCUUUCAAUUUCAGUAUGAAAUGACUGUCUCUGCGGUAGAGAUUUACAACGAACGUAUGAUCGAUCUGCUGAGUGAGAAGAAGGUUGGGAGGUCGGGCAAUUCGAAUUCCCGCGGUACUUCCGUGCACAUAAACGGGAGAGACGUGGUGCGGGUAGUCUCUCGACUCAGGUUGGACUUGGUUUAUAAUCAGAUUUCUGAAUUGCUGAGGAGAGCCCAAGACAAUCGGGCUAUUGGAGAGACUUUCUGUAAUGCGAGGUCAUCUCGUUCACAUUGUCUGUUUGAGUUGAGACUGAACGGGAGACAGGGCACGGGUCUGUCUUUGUGUGGGUCUCUCACUUUGGUGGAUCUGGCUGGGAGUGAGAGGCUUAAUCAGUCUGGAGCAGUGGGAAAUCGUUUGACCGAGACAAAGGCCAUUAAUCGUUCGUUGAGUGAGCUGGGGAACGUAAUAAUAGCCAUUUCGAAGAAGAGUAAACACAUUCCCUACAGAAACAGCAAGUUAACCCAGGCAUUGCAAUCCUCGUUGGGAGGCAAUUCUAAAACUUUAAUGUUUGUGAACGUCUCUUCCCAACUUGAUAAUAUUAACGAGACUGUUUCCUCCCUCAGAUUUGCUGCCAUGGUAAACCACUGUCACAUUGGAGUUGCCAAUAAAGCUACUUUUAAAUAAAGCAUUUGUCCUAUUUUAUAUGUUGAAACGCUUAGCUUAAUAAUGUCUUGAAUUUUGACCAUAUAUUUAAAAAUAAAAAUGACUGAUGG